This is a messenger RNA of Aureobasidium subglaciale EXF-2481, 3654 nucleotides long. RefSeq lists its product as uncharacterized. The record is from RefSeq and is a predicted model, not a curated record. The transcript has a single exon. Bases 117 to 3344 code for a protein of 1075 amino acids. Lineage: Eukaryota; Fungi; Ascomycota; Dothideomycetes; Dothideales; Saccotheciaceae. Gene Ontology annotation, cellular component: nucleoplasm. Gene Ontology annotation, molecular function: protein binding.
CUUCUUCCCAAUCCACAACAACCUUCGCCCGCCCCUUUUACCACCUGUCCCUCCAGAUUGCAUCUUGCGGAGCCGGUCUUCGCCUUGGACUUGUAUUGCAUGGCCAUAUUCGCGGCAUGAGCCACAGCACCCUCCCCGACAGCAACAACGCGCUUGUCCAGAAUGCGCCGCCUCCCACCGUCCUCAAGAGCACCUCUCCUAUGCCUCUAGAUCGUCCGCUCGCCUCCCAGUUGCCUUCAACCUCUCAGAUCCCCCCAAAAGACGCACCAGUCUCCGCAGACGACGAAGCUUUGGAUGCCGAGAAUGACUCCGAGGCUGAAACCUUGAUCGUGUCUCCCGUCAAGAAACGCGAAAUGCUCAAACAGUCUGCUUCCGUCCAGGCGUUAGACAGCAUCGACGAGAUCCCCGAGAAGCUUGUUCUACAACCAGAAGAGACUCAGACCCAGACUGCUGGCGAGGCUUCAAUCGACAAGGUCCAGACUAACGGUGACAAGCCACGCAACCAAGAGGAGCAGCCGCUCGAGAAAGGCGACAAACCAGACGAACAACCUGCCUUCGGUAACGGAGACAACCAAAACAGUGACAGCGACAACUUGAGUGACGUGUCGUCGGUGCAUUCGUUUGAUGGCGACAACGGGAAUGAGAAUGACGUGAACAACAACGGAAAUGACGACGAGGACGACGAGGACGAGGAUGGAAGAUCGUGGGCAUCUGACAAGGACAAUGAGGACCGAAGACCAAAUCCUCGUAAACGCAAACACGCCGAUGAAGAGCAACCACGUCGAAAGCGAAGGUCUAGCCAAGACCACUCGUCUUCACCUCAAUUGCGCAGACAUCGACGGACCGCUUCUGCGCAAUCAGCACGACCCAGCCAGAGCCGGAGCAACAGCGGACAACAUCUUCACACAGGAGGAGUCGCACGCCAACGACGCGCCGCUACACAUUUCCCCGUUCGCGACAACAUACUUGCAAAAAACGUCUGGGACUCGGACACGUCGUCAGAAACAUCACACCAAUACCCCAAGAGCAGACUCACUCGAAACACCAGCAGGGCAGUUUCAACACCGGGCCGACCAAUGGGUUUAGCUAAGCGCCACGUCAACAAGUACGGCUUUACUCGCCUGGCCGAGGCUUGCGAGAACGGCGACCUUGACGGAGUGAAAGAGUGGCGCCAGAAGGAUCCCGAGCAACUUGAACAGCGGGAAUUCGCAGGAAAUACGCCGCUUCAAGUCGCCUCGCUUAAUGGAUAUCCCGAGAUCGUGAGCUAUCUGCUCGAGCAAGGCUGCAAUCCACAUUGCGCAAACGCGGACAAGGACACGCCUCUCAUCGAUGCCGUCGAGAACGGCCAUCUCGACGUUGUUCAAAUCCUCCUCAAGGCCGGGAUAAAUCCUCUGCAUUGCAACUUGAAAGGCCAACAGGCGCUUGAUGUCAUUACCACAGAAACCGAGAACGCUACGGAAAUCCGUGCCGCCUUGCGCGAGGCCAUCGAGGAGUGGAACAAGAACGGCCGAUCGGAACAGACUUACAACGUCGAGGAACCAGCAUCGAGGCCCGGACCGAAACAAGGCUUACAAUUCCUUGCGCGCACAUAUGAAAACCUCCUCAAGCUUGUCAGCGACAACGACAGAACGGCUGUCCAAGAAUUCCUCGAUGCCCGGGUGCCUGUUGACAAUAAUGUUGUCGCAGCAGCGGCAAAGACUGGCGACCUAUACCUUGUGAACAUGCUUCUCGCUGAGAUGACCCCUAAGAAGGCUCGUCAGAGAGCUGAUAGACCCAUGCUCUCUGUUAUCGGGACUUCCCACUUUGAUAUGGUCAAAGCCCUCACCGAACUCGAUCAAUUCGAUCCCAAAUGGCACUCUAAGAGCAGCGGCCUAAGUUGGUAUCAAAUUGCUGAAUCCAAGCAGGGCCCGCGGUGGAAGGAGGAGAAAGCACUUUUGCAAAAGCUGUACGAAAAUGCCGGCAGUGUUCCAAAAUUGAGCUCCAGCCCGGUUGCUCGACGCGAGCCUACCAAGAAGCGAAGGAGAAGCAUGGAACGCCCGAACGACUCUGAUGUAGAGAUGGAGGAUGCCGACUCACCGGAGAGGGCACGAAGCAGAAGACGUCUUGUCUCUAAGAAGGAUAUGCGUACUACAAGCAGACAGCGAUCGUCUUCUGAGCUCUCCGAUGUUGCACCGCCCAGAAGACAUGGUGAACGACUAUCGGAUCAGACUUCUUCAAAACCUCCAGGCCCGCGAAAGGUUGGACGCCCAAGAAAGCACAGCAACUCUCACCUCUCUGAACCACAACCUAAGCGUCAACGUUCAUCCUCAAUGAUUGAGCCUACGGAAGAAGAUCAUGACGCAUACGAUUCCGAAGAUGACGCUCAACAUGAAGACGACGAUGAUAUCAAGAUGGAGGAACCGGAUCGUGAAGCUGCUCAAGCAGAAGCUACCCGGAAAGCUGAUCUUGACGCAAAGGCAGAGGCGCAAAAGCUUGCCGACAAGCUGCGCAAGGAUGAAGAGACGCGGAAAGAGGAAGAAGCAGCUCGACGCAGAGAAGCCGAGCGAAAAGCCGAAGAGAUCCGUCAGCAGCAUGAACGAAGACUGGCCGAGGAGCGUCGUCUGGAUCGGGAGAAGAAGAUUCAGGCUCUUCCAAGCGCUCUGGGUCACGUUAUCGGCCUGGCAGAUGUCCUUGGAAAAGAGAGACAGACGUACAUCCAGAGACACUUCCUCCCUGUUCAGGUCGUGAAGCGCGUGGAUCUUGGAGAUCUAGAAGAUGAGGGCAAGUCCGAGGAUCUCUGGAUGCUGAGCUACCAGGCUGCUGCGAUACUUACUGGCAAAGACGCAGAUGUUCUUUUGAAUCUUCCGCUCGACGCCAAGGUAAAGCCAUCUCUACUCUCUGGAGCGUCAACAUCCGAGGUGACUCAAGAGCAGCGCCGUUUGAUGCUGGCAUGUCUACAGUCAACAAGUUUGGUGCACGGACUGCCUUCGAAUGAUGACAGCGACACAGAGGAACCCGGCAACUUGUUGACUGAACUUGCCGAGGCCGAGACGAUCCAACAACGCAUCAAGGAGGACCGAGCAAGAUUCUUGGGCAUGAGCUCUCUCAGGUGGAUGCGCUUCAGCGACUUUUACAACAUCGCUACCUCCGCCGAAUGCCCACACUUAGCCGGGCUAGACAUUCAGAUGAGGUUCGACUGCUGUCUUGACUCGGCCCCUUUCUCAACGGACAUCAAGACGGUCAACGGCACGAAUGAGCACGACGACGACGAUAUGGAGGGAGUCACGGGCACGAAUGGCACCGACGAAGUGGGCCUUUCCGUGGCUGGACCCGGAGUUACGACAAUAACGGUUGUACAGGACUGAAUUGAUUGAUAUGCAAAGCACAGCGUCUGAUUUUGUUUUCUCGUUUCACAGCAUGGCAAGCAAAGCAAACAAAUCAUUGACGAACGAGGAGACCGGGGAAGUUGUGUGUAGAGUAGCUUCGACGAGACGGCUGAUGGUGUUGGGAUUCUUUCUUCCUGAUCACCGAAGCCAGUACAUAAAUUACAUUUUUUAAACUCCCUGUAUAUUCGCUCUCGCAUGCUUUGCUGAUACCAGCUGCAUAUGGGCAUGCCUUUGCUGCACACGAUUGCCGGCUAUCAUCUUGUCCGACAGCCUUCGAGAUGGACCCCAG